UGUGUCAGUGACUGAGAAUACUACUACUGAAAACAUUACAGGAAGACAAUAACACAGGAAUUUCAACUUGUCCAGUAGAUUUUCAUGAACCAGCCAAGAAAACCAGUCUGCUAAGCAAAUAUAAAGCAACUAAGUGCAUCUUCAGGAACAAUAUAUUGUCUACAAGGGAUGUAAACUUCAAGCAAAAUGGAAAACAAGAGUUUUGUCACAUUUAUCAUGUUUGUGUGUGUGAUUCUGCCAAGGAGCUCAGAGAACACCACCAUACCAACCAAGUACAUAUCUAGCACAAAAAUGUUAGAAAGCAUGCAAAGUACUGAAAGAAAAUUCCAUACAAAUCCAGGAAAAAAUGGACAAAUUCAAAUAACAUCUGUUCCUGUACUUGAGCAAAACAGUGCACAUAUGAACCAAGGGACACCUGAUAAUGAGUAUGGAGAGACGAUUGUGAGGAGUACCACACAGAGACCAGCUAUAGUAAUAAAAAGAUCAACAAAGCAAGCUGGCAAUCGUUUUACACAUACUUCAAUAAUUCAGGAUAAGACAAACAUUGGUCGCAUUACAUCAUACAACAAUGAGAUUCCAUCUAGCCAAACCAACCAAGAUAAAACAGUGCAAAGGAUAAUAAAAAUCAAUACUCAAAAAGCAAAGCUGCUCAGCACUGAAGUCUGGUCUAGUCAUACUCUAUAUAAGAGAUCAACUAAUUAUGAAGUGGCUUCUACAAGUGAUCCCAUGACACAAACACCACAUUUUUCUCUCCCAGUGAGAAGCACAUUACAGAAAAAGCAUUUUGUUACAUCUUCUAUAAAGGAAUCAACAACAAUAUCUCCACUUCUAACUCAGACAUCCAAUAUUCAUCCAAGGACAAAAGAUUACACACUAGAAACGUCUUCACAAACUGUGACAAGCACAGAUUUACUCAAAAUUCAUCAGACAUUAACCCGAAUUAGUCAAACUUCUCAAAGAUUUAUUGGUAAAUCUAAGGUAACUCACAGCUUGACUUUGGCUACCACUUCUCAAAGAAAGACAACACAAAUGGAGAAAAAAACUCAACAAAAUCUUUCAACAAGAAAUAAUACUUUGGACAUUUUAACAUCAAAUAUGGAUAACUCAUUACAUCCUUCAAAAAGAAGAAUUGACCCUAACAGAGCAAGGCGGGUGAUAAAAUCAAGACAGCAGGGUGCAGGUACAGCUGUAGCUGCCAUCAUUGGAUCCUGUUUCAUCUGCUUGCUGGGAGCAACUGCCUUAAUUCUAUAUCGUAAAAAGAAAGCUGAGCAGAAAAGAAAGAAGAAUUCAAACUGGGCAGGUCCUAGUCCUUUCUUAGAUGGCCAAAUCAUUAACCAGAUUCCAGGAGAAGAUGACGUAAAAUUUAACAGAACUUUAUCAAAACGCAUUUCCCUUGGAACAUUCAUUUCACACAGAAUUUCCAAACAUUUUCCAUCACUACUAGAACAAGAGCAGCCACAAACAGGAUUAGAACUUAACAGCUCUUCUGUUAGAUGCUCAUCUGACCAGGAAGACAAUGUUAAGGUGCAAAAAUCUACUGAUCUUCCAGUGUGUUCUGAUGAAACAGAAGCAUUCAACUCUUUUCAAAUACAGAAAGGGCAGGAAUCCAGUAGUUUGGAAGAUACAGGGAAACAAAUGAAAAAAUCAAGUAAUUCCUCGUUAAUUCUGACUGACACAAUCUGUUUGUCUGAUAUGCAAAAUAAUGUAGCUGAGGAGCAAACCACAAAUGAUAAAGACCUUCAACCUACAACUAUAGGAGAAAGUAAUAUGGCUCCAACUCAAAUGGAUCUAAUACAAGAGUGAUGUUAAUGAAACUUUCAUUUACAUACCCAUUUAAAACAGGGGAAAAAAAAGAAGAGGGGGCUGUACCCCUGCCUUCCAAAUCCUUAUCUGACUCUUCAAUUUAGUUAAUGCUCACACAAGAUCUGUCUACAACAUUAAAAAAAAAACAAAAAAAAAAACUUCCUAAUAUUGUGCAAGUUCCCCUUGUGUCAUCAAAACCAGAUCUGAUCCAUUGAGACAUGGACUCCAUAAGGCCUCUGAAGGUGUACUGUGGUAUCCAGAACCAAAACAUGAACAGCACAAGAUCUGCCAUUUUGGAGAUGCUCUGACCCCGUUAUCUACACCACCACAAUUUGACCCUUGUCAAAGCCACUCAGAUCCCUAUGCUUGCUAGUUUUUCAUGCUUCUAACAGCACAUCACAUUCAAGAACUUACUGUUCACUUGCUGCCUAAUAUAUUCCAACCAUCAAUAGAUGCCAAUGUAACGAGAUAAUCAAUGUCUAUUCAUAUCAUCUAUUUAAGGGUUUAAAGUUGUGGCUGAGAGGCGCAUUCAGAACUAAAUGACCUAAAUGACUUAAAUAUGAAUCUGGAUAUAUUUCAGCAAGAACUACUUAAGGCUAACAAAUAUUUUUACUUUGCUUCUAUAGUACUACUAAAGGCAUGGAUAUUUUUUGUGUGUAAAAUGCUACAUGAUACAGAUUUUUAAGGCUAUUAUUAUAGAGGACCCUGUUAAACCUUCAAAUGACUGCUGCUUAUAUAUUUAUACAUAAAUAGCUAACCUUAAGGUGAAAAGUUGUAAUGUUUAAUUCAUACUUUUUACAAACCAGAUCAGUUAAUAGCUCAUUCAAGGCCAAUGAGAUUGCUUUUUAAUAUGCACAAAUAAAUAUACUAUAGUUACUCAAA
This is a messenger RNA of Erpetoichthys calabaricus (reedfish), 2685 nucleotides long. RefSeq lists its product as uncharacterized. Lineage: Eukaryota; Metazoa; Chordata; Cladistia; Polypteriformes; Polypteridae. The record is from RefSeq and is a predicted model, not a curated record. The transcript has 2 exons. The coding region runs from base 187 to 1803 and encodes 538 amino acids.